UCAGUCAGCAGUUACUUAAACAAAGAAGAUAUUGAUAUAAACAACACGCAAUUGUUACAAAGAUAAAUGAACUUAAUUGUUAAUACUUAAAAAUUAAAAGUUAUCAAAGGUUUUAAAAUUAGUUUAAAACAUUGACUUUUAAGUGAUAUCCUGAUAACUGUUAACAAGAAUACAAAUGUACUAAACUUGAAUUCUCUGUAAAAAUGGCGACUCCAGGUGAUGAACAUGUACUUUCCUCGGAUCAAGUUUACGAUUUUGCCUGCUCAUCAUGUGAAGAAGACAAUGUUAAUACAGAGGCUCAGUUUUCUUGCAAGGAAUGUGAAAACUACCUCUGCAACAAGUGCAUAAAACUGCACAAUAAACUCUUCAAGAAGCAUGAGGUGCUCGGACGCUCUGAUGUCACAAAGUGGGUCAGGAAGAAGUGUGAAACCAGUCUGGAAAAGUGUGAAAAACACCCGGAGGAGAGUGUGAAGAUGGUGUGUGAGGACCAUGAUGAGCUUUGCUGCUCUCUCUGUGUUUCCCUUUCUCACAGAAUGUGUCGCAGCAUUAGACUCAUUGAUGAUUUAACAAAAGGAGUCAAAAAUACAGACCAAUUAAAAGACCUGACACAAAGGGUUAAAGCAAUUAACACAGAACUUAUUACAAUGAAAAAGAAAAGGCUUAGCAACAAGAAAGCUCUACAAGAUUCAGAUAAAAACCUUGUUCAGGAUAUUAAAACCAUCAGAGAAAAGUUCUUAGCAUCCCUUCAAGAGCUGGAAAUUGACAUUGGUGAAGAAAUGGAUACUCGAAAGGACAUAUUUGUAGGAAAGCUUCAAGAGGAUGUUACACAAUGUACAGAAAUGCAUGACAAGUUGAUUAAAACACUGGGCUAUUCUCAAUCGGAUGAUGAAAGGAUGUCUUACAUUGGCUAUAGAAGGUGUCAAGAACAGGUAAAAGAUGCAGAAAUAAGCCUGAAUAAAAUGUCAAAGAUACCAGAGUAUAAACUUUCAUUCAAGAUUGAGAAAGAUUUAGACAAUCUUUUUGACAGUUUAAAAAGUGUUGGCAAAGUAGUUUCUACUCCAAGCUUUGAUGAAUGUGAUUCAAAACCAGAACAAUUUGUCCAUGACACGAAAACAGAAACAAGCAGUACCACUGCAAGAAAAUGCUAUGAUCCAAACUAUGCGUUCACAACCAAAGCGACACACAUCCACAAUUUGAGGAUAAAAGAUGAGAAACCAUGCUCUAUUAAAGGAAUUUGUGAGCUACAGACAGGGGAAAUAGUGCUGGCCGACUGUGCCAAUAAUAAAAUGAAAGUUUUAAGUAGGGAGUUUAAAAUAGUCACUACUCUUAAUCUUCCACAACACACUGAAAAUAUGUGCAUUGUAGGUGGAAAUGAAGUUGCACUGGCAGUAGAUGAUGCUAAAAAGAAACAUGAAGUUCAUUUUAUAACAAUUGACAAAUUUGAAGAUAUUGAAGCAAAAUCUAUCAGCAAGUUUGCAGUGGCACACAACUGCAAUGCUGUAAGCUUUCACAAUGAUAACGUGUACGUUGGUUCAGAAUCGUCUGUUUACAUGUAUAGCAAAGAUGGGAUAAUAGUCAAACAGGUCUACCAUAAAUUGGGAUGGUCUCAAUGUACAGUGAACGGAAUCCACACCAGCAACAAUGGACAAAAAAUUUACAUCACAGACUCAUCGAACAACAAGGUGAUAACAGUUGAUAAUUCCGGAAAAAUAUUAUCAACAUGCGAGGAUCCAGAUCUACUGUUUCCUGUCAGUUUAUGUGUAAGCGAGCAUGGGCACCUAUUUGUCUGUGCAAUGGGGUCAAACUCAGUACUGCAAAUUGACAAGGAAGGGAGAAGGAAGUUAAGAACAUUAGUCAGUGGUGAAAAGGUCAGCAAGCCACUUGUAGUGUACUUUUCCACAAGGUCACAGCAGCUCAUGGUAGCUGGUAACACAAAUGAUUUACUUGUAGCUGACCUGAUAUAACUUAAAGUUACUUGCAGGUGACCUGAUUAACUUAAGGUUACUUGAAGCUGACCUGAUAUAACUUAAGGUUACUUAAAGCUGAUCCGAUAAAACUGUAAGCUAGUUGAAACUGACCUAAAAUAUGUUUACAUUAAUUGAAGCUUACCUUAGGUUACUUGAGGAUGACCUGAUAUAACUUAAGGUUACUUGAGGAUGACUUGAUAUAACUUUAGUUACUUGAGGAUGACCUGACCUGAUAUAACUUUAAGUUACUUGAGGAUCACCUGAUCUUAUAAUUAACCUUAAGUUUGAAGAUGCAACAUUCUUCCUAAGUUUUUUGUUUUCUUUGUCCUUUGUAAGCAUUGAAUGGUCAUAUGACUUAAUUUGGUGAAUAGCAUACUUAUAGCCACUGUCAAGAGCAGUGAUGACAAAAUUGUACUAACCAUUGCUGUUAGUUAACAGUCUCAAACAAACCAAGACUGCAUUUUCUUCCUUUGGAUCCCAUUUCUAAACUUUUCAAAAUAAAGGUUUAAAAAUAUCUGGGGGGAAUGUAAGGGGUUGUCUCUUAGUGAAAUUUUAAAUAUUUCUAUCAACAGUUUUUUUCUUUUUUUUUGCAAUUAAUCAUGAUUGUACAAAAUCAUUUGCCAACAUUUGCUUAUGUAAAGGUAUUUGUAUUCAUGCAUAUUCGGGCCAUCUUACGUACGCCAAAAUAUCGUCAGAAUAUGAAUUUCAGUUUAGGUUAUAUUUUACAGUUAUUACAACAUUAUAUUGAUCACUCUUGUUUGCACGAUGCUAUGCAAGAGUUUGGUCUUGUUUUGUGGAGGAAACCGGAGUACCUGUAAACCCACUUAUCCAGCUUGGUGACCACAAACCAACUCACAUGCGCCUAGACAUUGGAAUCAAACCUGGGUCGCCUAGUUGAGAAGUGAGUGUGCAAACAACUGCGCUUACCGGAAAACCAAUUUCAAUUUAAAAAAUAUUUAGUGAGUGUCACAAAUCAAACUAUAAGUUCUGAUUACAAGAUAUAUAAACUUUGCCUAAACUGACCUACAAAGCACUUGUAGGUUUUGAUAUAAAUAUUAUAACUAAUCAAAAAUAUUAAUUUGAAAGCGGCUAUCAUAAGAUAAGUGCAUUGAUAAGAUGGCCCUAUUUUGUACAUAUUAAUUAACAUACAUGAUAAUAUUCAAAUAUAUUGAUGAUAAUUGUUUUGUUUUAGUGUAUGAUAGUAAUAAAUUUCACCUAGUGAGCACGAAAAGCUAUAAUUCAUGAGUGAAAUAUACUAUUUUUGUGUUGUCGAGGUGAGAUAUAUUGUGAUCUUACACUGAAACAAGCAAUUUUUUUUAUUAUAUGCCUUAAAGGAAUUUAAAAGGACAGUUUAUUGUAGUCUUUCAGAAAAUCGUGUCAAAUUGUAUGCAAACACAACGUCAUUUUAGAAAUUACAUCGUUAAAAUUGCGUCACAGCCCUCUGCGUAUUGACUUUGAUUUAAAAGUGAGAGCAGGCGAAAAUUUCAAUACAGUGAAAAAUAUCAAGUAUAUAUCAUUUAUAUUUCUCUGAUAAACCUCUUUAAACCUCUUUAAACCACCAGAAAGCAUAUAAUAAAAUUGUCAAUUUAACUAUGCAGAAGAAAGUAUGUUUUUGCAAAUGGUAUCCUGAAUUGUGUAUCUUGUAUGCUUUAUAUAAAUGUAUAAAAGUUGUUUUUUUAUAAAUAAAUAUAC
This is a messenger RNA of Mya arenaria, 3659 nucleotides long. RefSeq names its product E3 ubiquitin-protein ligase Midline-1-like. Gene Ontology annotation, molecular function: ubiquitin-protein transferase activity; zinc ion binding. Gene Ontology annotation, biological process: positive regulation of DNA-templated transcription. The record is from RefSeq and is a predicted model, not a curated record. The transcript is spliced from 2 exons. Gene Ontology annotation, cellular component: nucleoplasm; chromatin. The coding region runs from base 204 to 1964 and encodes 586 amino acids. NCBI's taxonomy places the organism in Eukaryota, Metazoa, Mollusca, Bivalvia, Myida, Myidae.